AUGGCACCGGAAAAGAAGAAAAAAGGGUCCGCCGGAAAUACUACCCCACGGCCGUCGAAACGGAAAAAGGUUCCAUCAGCCAAAAAACUCCCUUUGCCCCACCCAAUGUCCGCUACUCCAAACCCUGAACUCACCAACUCGAGAACAAACUACUCGACGGCGAUAGCAAAGCAGCUUUUGCUCGAGCAAGUCAAGAAGGGCACUAAUGAGAACUUUGCGCUGUCUCCCGUAUCGAUCGACGUCGUGCUGACCAUGGUGGCCGCCGGAUCGAGGGGCCCCACGUUGGAACACAUAGACGGGAUCAAGUCGAUUGCGUCGGCGAUGAUGGCGGCGGCCGUGUGUGGUGGUGGUGAGGGCAGUGACGGCCCGGUUUUGUCUAUGGUUAACGGUGUUUGGGUGGAUGAACGUUUUACUCUUGUUGAUUCUUAUAAGGAAGAAAUUUUAACGGCCGAAGAAGUGGUAAAGAAAGCCAACUUAUGGGCUGAAGAUGCAUCAAAAGGUCUUAUCACAAACCUUCUACAACUUGGGUCGUUAUCUCCAUACACAGCAAUCAUCCUUGCGAAUGGAAUAUACUUCAAAGGAAUUUGGACUCAUGAACGUAGAUUUGAUGCGAGUCUUACUGAAGAAGGAAAUUUCUAUCUCCUCACUGGUGACACCAUCUCGAUUCCAUUCAUGACAAGUCGUCGUGAGAGAUAUCACUACAGAUCAUUUGACGGUUUCAAGGUCCUAAAAAUUCCAUACCAAAGUGCGAAACUCGAUAGGAAAUUUUUUAUGUACUUCUUUCUGCCUCAUGAGAAAUUUGGGUUACAAAAUCUUCUCGAAGAGCUUUGUUCUGAUUCUGGAUCUUCGAAGCAAGAUUACUACAACUUGAGUGAGGAGAGUCUUGACCAAGUUUGGAUCCCAAAGUUCGAAUUCUCUUAUGGAUUUGAUGUUUCUUUGACCAUGAAAGAAAUGGGAAUGAUGUUUCCUUGCCUUGAAAAUCCAGAAGACCUUUCGGAGAUGAUCAAAAUUCCCAAGGGGAUCCCAUUCUUCCCUUCAGUAAUGAUUCAAAAAGUUGUUAUUACGGUAGAUGAGAAAGGCACCGAAGCAGCGGUCGUUACUCGUAAACAGUUACCUGUAAUGGCUGCAAGGUGUCCGCCUCCAAAACCGAGUUUCAUAGCUGAUCAUCCUUUUAUGUUCAUGAUUAAGGAGGAGAUGUCAGGGUUGGUUUUUUUCAAAGGAGCAGUGCUUAAUCCCAAGGCUUAA
Rhododendron vialii is the source of this 1245-nucleotide messenger RNA. RefSeq names its product serpin-ZX-like. The transcript is spliced from 3 exons. Lineage: Eukaryota; Viridiplantae; Streptophyta; Magnoliopsida; Ericales; Ericaceae. The record is from RefSeq and is a predicted model, not a curated record. The coding region runs from base 1 to 1245 and encodes 414 amino acids. Gene Ontology annotation, molecular function: serine-type endopeptidase inhibitor activity.